Molecule: messenger RNA, 927 nt
Organism: Arachis ipaensis
Lineage: Eukaryota; Viridiplantae; Streptophyta; Magnoliopsida; Fabales; Fabaceae
Source: RefSeq, a predicted model, not a curated record
AUGGGAGAGCCAGUUCCAAGGCAAAACCCUCCCUAUCAAGCUUGGGAUAAAGACAAGGAAGCAAAGAAAAAAGAGGAAUACAACUUGGAAAAACCUCGAAUAUACCAUAACUACACCCCACUCCGAGUUUUCCUUGUCGACAUCUACAGAAAAAUCUGCCACACUGAAAAAUUUCUACCUCCUCGUUCUAUUAAGCACAAGAAAGAUGAAAGUCAGACGAAAUAUUACGAGUAUCACAAGUUAUAUGGGCAUUCUACCAAUGAUUGCUAUGAUCUAAAAAAUGUCAUAGAAAAGCUAGUCAGACAAGGUCGGCUAGAAAGAUACCUCGUGGAUAGGUCCGACGAUCCAGGAAAAAGGAAGACAGGUGCUGAAGACAGAGGUCGACGAGAUCGGCCACCACAAACCCCUGAUAGGCAUGUACACAUGAUAAAUGGAGGAUUUGCAGGAGGGGGAGUAAUUAAGUCCUCUCGCAAAAGGCAUCUUAAGGAAGUAUACCAGGUCAGUGAAGAUAGCAAUGUUCCCGAUUUAUCCAUAAUUUCAUUCACCAAAGAAGAUUCCCAAGGAGUGACGCCUGGUCACGACGACCCCAUUGUAAUUACGAUGAUCCUCGCCAAUGCAAAUCUCCAUAGAACUCUGGUAGAUAUGGGAAGCUCAGCUGACAUAUUAUUCAAGCACGCAUUUGAUAAACUCGGGUUAGAAGAAAAGGAGCUGAGAGCUUAUCCAGGUAACCUCUUCGGGUUAGGCGAUACGCCCAUCCGACCCCUUGGUUUCAUCUUGUUGCAUACCACUUUUGGUAAAGGCAUGAAAUCAAGAACCUUAAGUGUAGCAUCAACCUACAAUGCCUUAAUAGGUCAAACAAUUUUAAAUCAGCUAGUUUUCCAAGGGUUACCUAAGACGUUGAGGUCGAUCUCGGACGAGGUUUCCUGA